AUGUCUCCAACACUUCCACCUCAACCCGCCCAAGCUACGCCUCUUCCUGGUAUGCUUGGCCCUAGCAACGAAGAGGUCUUCCAGGCCCAGAUUCAGGAAGCACUUGCUCCAGUCCUCUCGGAACUCUCGGCCCCUCUGCCGACAGACCUUAAGAUCCAUGCAAACGAGCGUGUUAUCAAGGAUCUAACUAAAAACCCAACCAUCAAGGACAUGCAAGUGGGUGCUCGUGUUCCUGUCGCAAAACCAAUGGAGCCCGAGGAUCGAAAAGCUCUUGCCAAUAUGCUGACACGUGAACUUGACAACUUCCUGGAGUGUCAAGCUUUGUAUGAGCCAGAGGAUAUUACGAGUGUCCCGCUCAACAAAGACAUCAAAUCUCAGGUCCAGGCCAGUGGAGAUGUCGGUGGUCAAGGCGAAGUUGCCGUAGAGAAACGUAGCACCACCGACCAGACGCUCACCGUCGGUGAGGCUUGUCGUCGUCUUGGGCUCCGGAAAGACCCAGUCACCCAUCUCCCUCUGGUUGAGCCUGGAGAUAGUUCUGGCAGACCACCAUUUUCUCUACGGCCUUGGCAAGCGCCGGGCAUAGAGUGGAUGAUGGCGCAAGAGUCUGAACCUAUACGGGGCGGAAUUGUCGCUGAUGGAUAUGGCCUGGGAAAAACCCUUAUGGCGUUAACGCUGAUUUUCCUCGAUGCCAAGCGUCGGGCUCUGGAUCCAAAUGCCGUCUUCCGUCCAACUCUGAUUGUUGUUCCGAGCUGGAUAUUCCAUAUCUGGUUUGAUGAGAUCACGGUACGGUUCGGUAAUGCCAUCAAGCUUCACCUUUUCUAUGGAUGGCAAGAAAUCCUCCCUGACCCGGUAUCGACGCCUAACUUUCUUCUUGGCGCUGAGGCGGACAAGCUCGAUAAGUUGGCGAAAGCGAUUGCUGCUCUGGAUUCCAGGAGCUCUCAUACAGCAUUUACUGUAUUUCUCACCACUUACAACACCUGGCGAAGGUCCCAAGGUGAGAUAGAGGAUGCGUUAUUACGUCGUAGCAAUAAGAGGAGAGAAGUUCGGUGGAUAGGCCACCGCUCGUUUUAUCAGGGCAGUGACGAACCUCAAACUCGAUACGACCGUUUCUAUAAGACCGGUGAUGAGUCUGACGACGAAGAUGAAGAAAGCACCACCCAUAUUCCGAUGCUUACAGGCCACACUGUCAAGGAAGACGCGGUUUCAACAGAGGCGAGUAGCCCUCCUCCGGCAAAGACAAAGGCCGAGAAAACCAAGGCCGAGAGAGAAAAGGAGAAGAAAGCCCGCGCAAAGCAACGCUGGAUGGAAAUAUACAAGCUGGUUAGCAGUAUCCACUGGGGUCGAAUUAUCUGUGAUACAGGCAGCUAUCUCAAAUCGACGUUUACCCAACGACAUCACGCCAUAGCCAAGCUUACGCGAGAGAGCACCUGGUUACUCGACGCUGCUCCGAUUCGCAAUAACCUUUUGGACACCUUGGGCUAUGUGAGCAUUCUGUCCAAAUCCAUUCCCGAGUGCAAGAAAUUCGGGAACGGUCGCUUCAUUCUUCCUUUGCCCCCCGGCCUUGAAGAAGGGGAAAGACUCGAGAAUACAAUCGAUUACUAUCGAAAAUGGUCUGAAAUUGACCAAAUUCCACCAGAAGCGCGCCCUUAG
Molecule: messenger RNA, 1650 nt
Organism: Penicillium cataractarum
Lineage: Eukaryota; Fungi; Ascomycota; Eurotiomycetes; Eurotiales; Aspergillaceae
Product: SNF2-related protein
Exons: 2
Coding region: 1-1650 (549 amino acids)
Molecular function (GO): ATP binding; ATP-dependent chromatin remodeler activity
Source: RefSeq, a predicted model, not a curated record